This is a messenger RNA of Aspergillus clavatus NRRL 1, 2190 nucleotides long. RefSeq names its product oligopeptidase family protein. Gene Ontology annotation, biological process: proteolysis. Gene Ontology annotation, molecular function: serine-type endopeptidase activity. The coding region runs from base 1 to 2190 and encodes 729 amino acids. NCBI's taxonomy places the organism in Eukaryota, Fungi, Ascomycota, Eurotiomycetes, Eurotiales, Aspergillaceae. The transcript has 2 exons. The record is from RefSeq and is a predicted model, not a curated record.
AUGACCAUUCGAUCAAUGAAAUUCACUCCGGAGGUCCUACUGGGAGCUCCCCGCCGCUCUGGGCCCAUCCCCAACUCUGCAGGGACCCUCGCCGUUUACAUACAAACCACCUACUCCUUUGACUCCCAUUCCAAGACCAAUGAAAUCCGCGUGCUAGACAUUGCCAGUGGUCGAUCGGCAUUGAUCACGAAUGACCCAGGUGCCAGCAGUCCCCAGUGGUUGGACAACAGCGACCAACUGGUGUGGCUGAAGAGCAAAGCGAAUGGCAACACCAGCUUCAUUAUCGCAGACGCACGGGAGGUGGAUAAGACGUACACGGCGGGUACGGUCCCUGGUCCCGUCUCGGACCUCAAAGUGACCGUGGUUGAACCGGGCAAGAUCGGAUUUGCUGUGACUGGAAAGGCCAACCCCGAUGGGUCUCUGUACAACCCACAUGACGCCAAGAAGCCUCUCAGUUCCGGCAAACUGUACACAUCCCUUUUUGUACGGCACUGGGACUCGUGGAUCGAGCACCAGAAGAACGCCAUCUGGUAUGGCUUGCUGCAGCGCACGCCGCUCGCCCCUGCUUCCCGGCAGGCGGGAAGAUAUUCCGUUUCUGGGCUGACGAACCUGAUUUCAGUGUGUGGGUUGACUGGAGUUGAAUCGCCUAUCCCUCCCUUUGGGGGAUCGGGCGACUUUGAUAUUAGUCCGUCUGCAAUUGUGUUCGUGGCGAAAGACCCUAAUGUGAACCCCGCAACACACACUUCUUGCUCGUGUUACUACUGCCCGAUGUUUUCAUGGACCGGCGUGGGGGUCCUAGAAGCGAAGGCAUGCACGCUCAAGGGGCUCGAGGGGGCGAUGUCGUCGCCUGUUCUCUCAUCCGAUGGUAGCUCAAUUGCCCUCCUCACGAUGCGCGAGGACGGCUACGAAUCGGACAAGAACAGGAUUUUGUACGUCCCUAACCCGUGGAGUGGUGAGAUGAUUGAGAUCUUUGCCUCGUCAGAUGGUGAAGGUAAAUGGAAUCUCAGCCCGUCGGGCCUGACCUUUGCGAAGGAUGAUCAGUCAUUAUUUGUUCAGGUUGAGGAGCAGGGCCGUGGCGUUUUGUACCAACUUCCUCUCAACGAUGUGCGCCAUAGCACGCCUGACGUGCUUAAGAAGCUCACACACUCGGGCUACGUCACUGACGUUUUUCCUUUGGCGGCAAGCCCGUCCAAGUUGUUACUCUCUAGCAACAACCUAGUAGACAAUAGCUUGUGGACUAUUAUCGACACCGAGGAACCUUCAAACGUGAGGGUUGUUUCCUCCAUCGGUCGAGGAGGUGCCGCCUUUGGGCUUUCUUCGACACAGGUGGAUGAGAUCUGGUUCCGGGGCGCUGAGGAUCAUCCCGUUCAUGCCUGGGUGGUCAAACCAUCCAACUUCAAGCCUGGCAACAAGUACCCGCUUGCUUAUCUGAUUCAUGGAGGGCCGCAGGGAGCUUGGAAUGAUCAGUGGAGUACUCGCUGGAAUCCCGCGGUAUUUGCUGAGCAGGGUUACGUCGUCAUUACACCUAACCCCAGGGGCAGCACUGGUUACGGACAACCGUUUACGGAUGCAAUCCGUGGGUCUUGGGGAGGCUUACCUUAUGUUGACAUUGAAAAUGGUUUCAACUAUAUUGAGGAGAAUCUGGAUUACGUCGAUACGACGAAGGCCGUUGCACUUGGGGCAUCGUAUGGCGGUUACAUGAUGAACUGGAUUCAAGGGCAUCCGCUCGGUCGCCGGUUCAAAGCCCUUGUAACGCACGAUGGCGUAUUCAGCAUGACUUCUCAGCUUGCCAGCGAGGAGCAAUACUUCCCCCUUCAUGAUCUUGAGGGCCCCAUCUGGAAGGUCCCGGAAAACUGGGCCAAGUGGGAUCCAUCUCGCUUCACUGAGCAUUGGCAGACCCCGCAUCUGAUCAUUCACAACGAGCUCGAUUACCGUUUGACGAUAGCCGAGGGCCUCGCAGCAUUCAAUGUGCUGCAGAUGAGAGGAGUCGACAGCGCUUUUCUGACCUUCCCAGACGAGAACCACUGGGUGUUGAACCCGGAGAACUCGCUCGUGUGGCACCAGACUGUUCUCAGCUGGAUCAACAAGUAUGUUGGGCUGCCUCCAGUCAGUGACCAGAAUGGUGAAGCAUUUACGGCAAAUAUGAAAACGCCAUUGGAGAAGCGCGUAGCUGGUCUAUCUCUUUCAUAG